Messenger RNA from Polypterus senegalus (gray bichir), 2481 nucleotides. Its product is annotated as heme transporter hrg1-A-like. The record is from RefSeq and is a predicted model, not a curated record. NCBI's taxonomy places the organism in Eukaryota, Metazoa, Chordata, Cladistia, Polypteriformes, Polypteridae. Gene Ontology annotation, biological process: heme transport. Gene Ontology annotation, cellular component: plasma membrane; lysosomal membrane. The transcript is spliced from 3 exons. Gene Ontology annotation, molecular function: heme transmembrane transporter activity; heme binding. The coding region runs from base 557 to 991 and encodes 144 amino acids.
GUCAGAAAACAGUCCUUGAAAGAGCAGCGCAUUUCCGCUUUCUUGAUUACCUUUACUUCUCUUAAAACUUCCCGAGCGAUGUCAGCUCGCAUCACUGCAGUAUUGCACCGCCUUGUCUACACUUCUUUCUCUUUGUGAGGCAUUGCAGCGACUACCCUAACUAUGGCGCCAACCCCUAGGUCGAAGCUUCUCAUCUAAACAAACCAGGGGGCUCCCGGAUCGUUGUCUCUGCCCUCGAAAGGCGGGACCACAUUCAUAAGCAAAUCAACGAGUACCUUCUCCGCUAAGAUCUUCCCCCCGUUGGGCGGAGCUGCAUCUCUCCGUUAACUGCUGUACAGUGUCUGAUUCUGCACCUCCUACUGCUUCGCCGGAGGCUUCGUGACAGGCGGAGGUUGAUCUCACUGUGCAGGCAGAUCUUAUCCUCUCGGCAGGCGAGCCAGGCUCUAUCGGGCCGGAAGGGUGGACAUCCCGCAUACACCCUUGCAGUUAUUAUUUCGCGUCCCUGACAUCACUUGACUCCAACACAUCUAUUUGUUUUUUGAGGAGAUCUUCCCCCAUGGGAUUUAACCGGAGGUACCUGAGCGUUGGAUAUGCCGCCGUGGGAAUAGCGGUGGGCUUCUCCGCCUUCCUCGCCUGGAACAUAGCCUUCAAACAGCCGUGGACGGCAGCGAUGGGGGGAUUGUCAGGGGUCCUGGCUCUGUGGGCACUGAUCACACACAUCAUGUAUAUCCAGGAUUACUGGCGAACAUGGCUGAAGGGCCUCAAGUUCUUCUUCUUCAUCGGCGUUCUGUUUUCUGUCUUUGCUGUGGUGGCCUUCAUCAGCUUCCUCACUAUUGCCAUCACCAAGCACCAGAGUAUCACAGAUCCAACAAGCUACUACCUGUCUUGUGUGUGGAGCUUCAUCUCCCUGAAAUGGUCCUUCCUCCUGGCACUCUAUGCCCAUCGGUAUCGCAAGGAGUUUGCUGACAUCAGCAUCCUGAGUGACUUCUGAGCGUUUACUAUUUUUUGGAAAGUGACAGCCCCCCCGCCACAUCAAGAGGCAUAAGCUGUCAAAUUGGAGAAGGUGAUUGGACUGGCAGCAGAUUUAAUUCUUUUAUGUACUUUAAGGUUUUUAAACAUCACGAACAGUAGCAGGUGCCAUCACUCGGUGGAGGUGGGCACAGGAGGCACCAGCAAUGGCAUGAGACUGAGUAAGGACAGAACUGAAGAGCACUAGGUGGUGCCAUGGUGGACCUGUUCAGUUUCACUUUGCUCCUCCAGUCCUAGUCUAGACAUCUCUUCCCUUUUUGUGUCGCCAUAAUUGACAUUAUAAACCUCAUUUUGCUGUCGCCCCCAUUGAAGCUGUGCAUAGGGGUCCUUAUGGGAGGGGGGGGGGUCAGAUCUGCCAGCUCCUGAACCCAGAAGACACGUUUGAUAUUUUAUUCUAACAUUUGCAUAUCUACAUCAAGAAGGCAGCUGGAACUUCAAAUCCAAAUGAAAAUCCAGAAUCCUCAAUUUCCACGGAACCGGCGCACAGAUAGAGAAUAGCAGUAAUGACAGCCAAAUGUUUACAAAAUUUGAUUCCCUCAUCUUCUGACAGAGAUCAAGAAACCUGUGUAACUGUCCAUCUUGCCCAAAAUCCUGACUAGUGAGUACUUGAGAAAAAUGGCAGCAGAAUGUUACCUUAUGUACUUUUCAGAUGGAUUACUAAAAAACAAAAUGGGAAGGAUUCCAGCCCGGGUCAGGCAGAUGCUCUGCUAUUCCCAGUAUGCACAUUUGGUCUUCUUAUGUAUCCAGCAAGGGGGUGCUAUUGGGGAUCAUCCAGUUUGAUCCAAUACACAAGAAGUAGAAACAGAAGCUUAUUAAAAUAAGCUCCUCCUCCUCGCCCCACCCACUACAGACAGAAAACCAGUGAGUGGGUGGGGCUAGGCUAAUGAGCUGUAACCUCACAAGCCACUCUGGUUUUUUUUCUGUCUUUAGUGGGUGGAGACUAGGCUAAUGAGCUGUAAUCUCACAAGCCACUCCUUUUUUUUUCAGUCUUUAGUGGGUGGAGACUAGGCUAAUGAGCUGUAACCUCACAAGCCACUCCCUUUUUUUUAGUCUUUAGUGGGUGGGGACUGUUUUGGCUCAAAAGGGAUUUAAGAAUUGAGACAAGGCCAUCAGGUACUGUGAUGCGUACUUUAUAUGGCGCCUUUACAUGAAAGUUACGUAACCUGAAAUCCUACAUUUUCAGUUUGUAGGAAUUUCAAAAAUGGAUCAUCAUCAGAAUUAAUGCAGAACCAAUUUGGAAAGUAGGCCCCAGGGUUACGUGUCUAUUUUUAUAAUCCAUUAAAGGACAUGGGUUCAAACCCUGGCUUCAUUUCUUUGUAGAACUUGCACAUUCUUCCCAUGUUAGGGCAACUUACAUGACUAACUAGCGCUGUGUCAUUUUACCGUGCCACCAUGUCUAAACUUGGUCCCUGCAUUUUGUACCCAGUGUUGCCAGAAUAAGCUUCAACUUUU